Messenger RNA from Pieris macdunnoughi, 318 nucleotides. NCBI's taxonomy places the organism in Eukaryota, Metazoa, Arthropoda, Insecta, Lepidoptera, Pieridae. The record is from the annotation of a GenBank genome assembly.
AUGGGCUUUGCCCAUAAAAUUGCAAAAACUUAUAGGACGACAUCGUUACACGCAGCACUGGCCGGGAUAAUUCCUCUAGACCUCCGUAUUCCAGAAGCUGUUGCCUUAUACGAAGAACGGCGAAGAAUUAGAGAGGAGAGUGCAAUAUGUAAAUCUCCCACACCCGGCGAAACAAAUGAAACUGGACUACAAUAUGAUCACCAAUCCGGAAAAAAUCGGAAGACACGGCAGCACACAAAUCUAUAUGGACGGCAGCAAAACAAGUAUAGGAGUGGGCACGCGCCGCUUGGACGGAAUGGAAAGAUGGAAUGGAAAUAA